Messenger RNA from Trichophyton benhamiae CBS 112371, 2598 nucleotides. RefSeq lists its product as uncharacterized. Gene Ontology annotation, biological process: translational initiation. The record is from RefSeq and is a predicted model, not a curated record. The coding region runs from base 1 to 2598 and encodes 865 amino acids. Gene Ontology annotation, molecular function: translation initiation factor binding; translation initiation factor activity; RNA binding. The transcript is spliced from 2 exons. Gene Ontology annotation, cellular component: eukaryotic translation initiation factor 3 complex. Lineage: Eukaryota; Fungi; Ascomycota; Eurotiomycetes; Onygenales; Arthrodermataceae.
AUGUCUCGUUUCUUCCACGGCGGCAGUGACAGCGAAAGCUCGUCCUCAGACGAGGAGGAGCUCUACAGCGAUCGCGAUAAGCCCGAAGACGAUGAGGAGGAGUCCAGCGAAGAAGAGUCCAGCGAGGAGGAGUCCUCGGAGGAGGAGAGUGAUUCCGAUGACGAUGGUGGUCUCCAGGGUGCGAGCAAGUUCUACAAGUCGACCAAGGCCGCCGUUGAGUCGGACGAAGAUGAGGAGCGGGUUACGGUCAUGAAGAGUGCGAAGGAUAAGAGGCUAGAGGAGUUGGAACACACAAUCAAGGUCAUUGAUAAUGCGGAGAGAAUCAAUGACUGGGCUGUUAUUUCUACAGAGUUUGAUAAGCUGAACAGGCAGACUGCAAAGAUUGUCCAGUCUGGUCCUAUUCCAAAGGUCUAUAUCAAAGCCAUUGCCGAUCUGGAGGACUUCAUGAACGAGACGCUUGCGAAGCAGAAGGUGUCCACAAAGAAAAUGAACGCCAACAACGCCAAGGGCUUCAACACUGUCAAGCAGCGUCUAAAGAAGAACAAUAAGGAAUAUGUCACCGAGAUCGAAAAGUACAGAGAGAACAAGGAGGAGUACAUGGAACCAGACCAGGAGGAAGAAGUCGUGGUUGUGGAGCGUGCUCCCCGUGCCGCUACCCGGGUUGAGGAUGUUCUUAUCGGAGACGAUACUGGAUUCUCGACCGUUGGCCGUGGUGGAAAGGCUCUCCAGUAUACCCCAGAGAGUAUUCUCAAGCACCUCCGUGUUGUUGUGGAGUCUAGAGGCAAGAAAAACACCGACCGCAUGGAGCAGAUCCGAACUAUGGAAAAACUCCUCGAGGUUGCCACAACACCAUACCACACCAUCCGAAUCCUCCUGACCCUCAUCUCUACUCGUUUCGACCUCAGCACCACCUCGGUAAACAACUUCUUGGGUACUGAUCAAUGGAAACUCGCUGAGCGAGAGAUUACAACCCUGCUCCAGACCCUGGAGGAGAACCCUUCGUAUGUUGUCACUGAAGGUGCUGAAGAGUGGGAAGAUGAUGAGAAGAUGCCACAGCUGGCUCCUGGUGAAGUUCUCAAGGUUCCUGGAAGCAUCGUCUCUCUGGUUGAACGAUUAGAUGAUGAGCUCACCCGUUCGCUGCAACACAUCGACCCUCACACAGCCGAGUACAUUGAGAGACUCAGUGACGAGCAGCUACUAUACAACAACAUUGUUCGUGCCUUGAUUUACGUUGAGAACCUCAAUGAGAUCGAGAAGUCCGAGCCCAGACAAGAUAGCGUGAACAGAGUUCUGAUGCGAAGACUAGAGCACGUCUACUUCAAACCUGCCCAGGUUGUCAACAUAAUGGAAGAAAACUCCUGGAAGGUUGUCCCUGAGAAGCUCGACUCAUCGAUCACGCCUCGAGCAAAGAGCACAGAUGUCACCGCCUUGGUACAAACCCUUUGUAACUAUCUGUUCGAGUACAGUGACGGCAUCAUCAGAGCUCGUGCUAUGCUCUGCCAGAUCUACUUCCUCGCCCUUCAUGAUAAAUACCACCGCGCCAGAGACCUCAUGUUGAUGUCCCAUCUCACAGAGAACAUCUCCAACUUUGACGUCAGCACACAGAUCCUCUUCAACCGGACACUUGUGCAGAUUGGUCUCUGCGCUUUCCGUGCCGGACUUGUCUAUGAAGCCCAAAACACCCUCUCUGAGGUUUGCGGAAGUGGACGACAAAAGGAGCUUCUGGCUCAGGGAAUCAUCAUGCAGAGAUACUCCUCUGUCUCCCCCGAGCAGGAGAAACUUGAGCGUCAACGCCAGCUCCCCUUCCACAUGCACAUCAACCUUGAGCUCCUCGAGUGCAUCUACCUUACCUCCAGCAUGUUCCUUGAGGUUCCCCUGAUGGCCCAGAGCUCUUCCUCCCCCGAACUCAAGCGCCGCAUUAUCUCCAAGACAUUCCGAAGAAUGCUCGAUUACAACGAGCGACAAGUCUUCACCGGCCCACCAGAGAACACCCGUGAUGGUGUUAUCAUGAGCGCCAAGUUCCUUGCAGCCGGCGACUGGAAGAAGGCCUCUGCCACCCUCAACUCCAUCAAGAUCUGGGACUUGAUGGCCCAGCCCGACAAGAUCAAAGUCAUGCUUGCCGAACAAAUCCAAGAGGAAGGUCUACGUACCUAUCUGUUCACCUACGCUCCAUUCUACGAUACCCUCUCCAUUAGCACCCUCGCCGCCAUGUUCGAGCUCUCUGAGAAGAGAAUUGCUGCUAUUGUCAGCCGCAUGAUCUCUCACGAAGAACUCAGCGCUGCCCUCGACCAAGUCAACGACGCCAUUGUCUUCCGCAAGGGCGUUGAGCUUUCUAGACUCCAGAGUCAAAUCGUUACUCUUGCAGACAAGUCCAUGUCUCUGCUAGAAGCUAACGAGAAGACCCUUGAACAACGAACACAAGGCAUGACCAAUGCGUUCCAACGUGACCAGGGUCAUGGCGGACGAGGUGGUGGACGAGGUGGCAGAGGCGGACAGCGAGGUGGUGGUGGCCGUGGUGGUGGUAUUGGAGGACAAGGUAGAAGGCCCGGUAACCAGCAGUUCGGCGGUGGUGCCCUUGGUGGAGCGAUCCGAGCAUGA